CUUCACUGACUCUUGCACCAAGCACUUUAGCAUGGCAGCUCGCGCAGCUACGAACCUCUUCAUUGUGGGCGCCAAGCGGACGCCGUUUGGCACCUUUGGCGGGACGCUCAAGGGCAUGUCAGCCACCGACCUUGCGGUCCAUGCCACCCGCGCCGCCAUUGCUGACGCUGGCGUCUCGGCCGAGGCCGUCGACAACGUGGUGAUCGGCAACGUGCAGCAGACUGACCCGCAGGCGGCGUACCUUGCGCGGCAUGUGGCGCUCAAGUCGGGGUGCGCGAUUUCGACGCCGGCGCACGUGGUCAACCGGCUGUGCGGCUCCGGCUUUGAGUCGCUGGUCUCAGCGGCGCACUCUAUCCUCCUCGGCGAGGCUUCGGUGGCGGUUGCGGGCGGAACCGAGUCGAUGUCGCAGGCGCCGUACCACCUGCCGGGCUCGAUGCGGUUCGGAACGGUGCUGGGGCAGCCUCCGCAGAUGACGGACACGCUCUGGGCCGGGCUCACCGACUCGCAUGUGCAGUCGCCGAUGGGCAUGACGGCGGAGAAGCUCGCCGAGAUGUACAACGUGACGCGCGAGGACUCGGACGAGUACGCGCUCGCGUCGCAGGCCCGGUGGGCGGCGGCGGCGGCCAACGGCGUGUUUGACGCCGAGAUUGCGCCGGUGGAGGUCAAGGGCAAGCGCGGGAAGACGACGACCUUUGCCAUCGACGAGCACCCGCGGCCGGAGACGACGCUUGAGGGGCUCGGCAAGCUGCCGACGGUGUUCAAGAAGGACGGCGUGGUCACGCCUGGCGCGGCAUCGGGCAUUUGUGACGGUGCCGCGUCGGUUGUCGUCGCCUCGGAGGAGGCCGCCAACAAGCACGGCCUCAACCCGCUCGCCCGCGUCGUCGCCUGGCACGUCGAGGGCGUCGACCCGACCAUCAUGGGCAUCGGCCCGGUCCCGGCCAUCCGCGGCGUGCUUGCCAAGUCCGGCCUCUCGCUCGACGACAUCGGCCUGGUCGAGAUCAACGAGGCCUUUGCCCCGCAGUACCUCGCCUGCGAGCGUGAGCUCGGCCUCGACCGCGCCAUCACCAACGCGUCCGGUGGCGCCAUCGCUCUCGGCCACCCGCUGGGAGCCUCGGGCGCCCGCAUCAUGUCGCACCUCGCCCAUCGCGUCGCCAACCUGGACGUCAAGUACGCCAUUGGCUCGGCCUGCAUCGGCGGUGGCCAGGGCAUUGCCGUUCUCAUCGAGAAGGUCAUCUAGAGUGCCAACCUGCUCUGCCUGGCAUUGUAAAACCUGUGCUCCACUUGCC
This is a messenger RNA of Thecamonas trahens ATCC 50062, 1286 nucleotides long. RefSeq lists its product as uncharacterized. Bases 32 to 1237 code for a protein of 401 amino acids. Gene Ontology annotation, biological process: fatty acid beta-oxidation. The transcript has 2 exons. NCBI's taxonomy places the organism in Eukaryota, Apusomonadida, Apusomonadidae. The record is from RefSeq and is a predicted model, not a curated record. Gene Ontology annotation, molecular function: acetyl-CoA C-acetyltransferase activity.